Sinocyclocheilus grahami is the source of this 1176-nucleotide messenger RNA. Its product is annotated as ras-related protein Rab-39B-like. Gene Ontology annotation, molecular function: GTP binding; GTPase activity. NCBI's taxonomy places the organism in Eukaryota, Metazoa, Chordata, Actinopteri, Cypriniformes, Cyprinidae. The transcript has 3 exons. Bases 474 to 1133 code for a protein of 219 amino acids. The record is from RefSeq and is a predicted model, not a curated record.
UGCACACUGGUGAGGAAUAUAGUGGGCUUGAUUUCAUCAUGACAUUGGAAGUCUUCCAGCCAUCUUCAGCGGUUAUGAUCGGGGUGGAAGCAUUCUCAUGGUUGGCCUAUUGAGAAAGACCUAGCUGAAAUGUUUUUCCUCAUUGCAUGUGCUUUUAUGUGAUGCAUGCCAUGAGCUGGCCUCAACAGGAAAUGCUGGGCUUGUUCUGAUAUGAUACUGCAUGCUCAUUCCUGGUCUAUGAGAAACUCCCAACUUUCUGCUGGUAUUUAAAAACUCCGCCUCUCACAUAAACCCCGCCCAAUAACAAGUAUGAACAGGCAAAGAUUAAAGAAACAGAUGAGCUAGACAGAAGCUCCCACCCCUACGACGAUCAAACAGACUCUGCUCUAUGCAGAAAAACACAGUAGAAGCUGAGGAACUCUGGGUUUAUUUUUUACCUAUGUUUACAAUGAGAACUUCAAGACCUCUAAGUCAUGGAUCUCACUUUGUGGCAGUACCAGUUUCGAAUCAUCAUGCUAGGAGACUCCACCGUGGGCAAAUCAUCCAUGUUGAAGCGCUACACUGAGGAUCUGUUUCUGGAGUGCAUCAACCAAACAGUCGGAGUGGACUUCUAUGUACAUUUCCUAGAGGUGGAACCUGGGGUGAGGGUCAAACUGCAGUUCUGGGAUACAGCUGGUCAAGAGAGGUUUAGGUCUGUGACUCGCUCCUACUACCGUAACUCAGUCGGAGGUCUUCUGGUGUUCGAUCUGGGCAACCGCAAAUCUUUCGAAAACGUGCAGCAGUGGUAUGCAGAGGUGUGUGAACGUGUGCAACCCUACACUGUGCUCUUUGUACUGGUGGGACACAAAAGUGACCGGGUCCAAGCUGGAGAGCGAGCCGUGGACCGAACUGAGGCAGAAAAGCUUGCAAGCCAAUUGGGAGCGCCGUACAUCGAGGCCUCAUCAAAAACAGGUCACAAUGUGAAAGAGGCCUUUGAACUCUUGACCCGGAGGGUUUAUCAGGGCAUAAAAAGUGGAGAGAUCCAGUUGCGUGAGGAGUGGGAUGGAGUCAAGAGCUCAGCACCUAGAGCCCAAACACUCCAGAAGAUACAAAACAAUGAAGCCGCUGAGAAAAACAAGAGCUGUGCUUGUUAACUUACAAUAUGUGGUUCUCGCAAAUUUUGUGUAGACCUUCAAA